GUUCCUCGUGGAAAAAGAACCUUCUAGUUCAUUCAGGAGCUGAAGAACUUCAAGAAAAGGAGAUAAAAAAUGUCCAACCCGGCUCCAGUUUCCAAACCAGGCAAUGCAGAGAACCCGAGGGCUUUCUUCGAUGUAGAAAUCGGCGGUGAAAAAGCGGGCCGCAUCGUGUUCGAGCUCUUUGCUGAUGUUGUCCCUAAAACGGCAGAGAAUUUCCGCGCCCUGUGCACCGGCGAGAAGGGAAUUGGCAAAAGUACUGGGAAACCCCUGCACUUCAAGGGAUGCCCUUUUCAUCGCAUUAUCAAGAAGUUCAUGGUGCAGGGAGGAGAUUUCUCAAAUCAGGAUGGCACAGGAGGCGAGAGCAUCUACGGGGACAAAUUUGAGGACGAAAACUUCUACUAUAAGCACGAUAAAGAAGGCCUGCUGAGCAUGGCCAACGCCGGGCCCAACACCAAUGGCUCGCAGUUUUUCAUCACCACUGUGCCCACGCCUCACCUGGACAGCAAGCACGUGGUGUUCGGGCAGGUGCUGAAGGGCAUGGGCGUGGUCAAGAUGCUGGAAGCCAUCGACACCAAGGAAGAUCAUCCGGUCAAGUCAUGUAUCAUUGCUGAUUGUGGAGAGCAUAAAGAAGGUGAUGACUGGGGCGUGGCUCCUAGUGAUGGCUCCGGAGACGUGCACCCAGACUUCCCUGAGGACUCGGAUGUUGACUUUAACGAUGUUGAUAAAGUCUUGGCCGUGGCGGAGGACAUCAAGAAUAUCGGCAACAACUUUUUUAAAGCUCAGAACUGGCAGGCCGCGAUGAAGAAAUACUCCAAAGCUCUUAGAUAUUUAGAGUUCUGUGGUAAUGUUGUGGAUGAUGAGAGUGCGCAGAAGAAGCUGGAGCCCACGGCUCUGAGCUGCAUCCUCAACACGGCAGCCUGUAAACUCAAACUGCAGCAGUGGCAGGAGGCUGUCGAGAGCUGCGAUGAGGUUCUGGAGCUGAAUCAAACACACGCGAAGGCAUUGUUCAGGAGAGCACAGGCCUGGCAAGGCCUCAAGGAGUUCAAUAAGGCCAUGAUCGACCUGAAGAAAGCACAGGAGAUUGCACCAGAUGACAAAGCUAUUGCAAACGAGAUGCUGAGGGUCAAGCAGAAAGUGAAGGAAGAGAAGGAGAGAGAAAAGAAGAUUUACUCCAAAAUGUUUGCGUAAAUGAGUGUUGGGUAGAACUACAGGAGCUCACAUUUCCCUGGCCAGCAGUCACUAGUGUAGUUGUUGUAUAAGUAAAUGCAGAAUAAUUAGUCAGGGAUCUCAACCAUGGAAAAGAUGACCGAAGAAAAUAAUGUAGAGAAUUGGAUCCAUUAUAGAUCGUAUACAGUACUUAAUCUAUGACCAUGUAAGUCUGACAAUUGGUGUCAUAUAGACUGGACUGUUUGUUUAACUAGAAAGCAGGCCGACCUUAGUUGUUUAUUUAUUUUAAUUCACUGUGAAAAGUAGAUAUAUGUUUGAUUUGUUUUAAGAAAUAAAUAGAUGCUUCAGGUUUAGUGAAA
This is a messenger RNA of Neoarius graeffei (lesser salmon catfish), 1523 nucleotides long. RefSeq names its product peptidylprolyl isomerase D (gene ppid). Lineage: Eukaryota; Metazoa; Chordata; Actinopteri; Siluriformes; Ariidae. The record is from RefSeq and is a predicted model, not a curated record. Gene Ontology annotation, biological process: protein peptidyl-prolyl isomerization; protein folding. The transcript has 10 exons. Gene Ontology annotation, molecular function: protein binding; peptidyl-prolyl cis-trans isomerase activity. Bases 70 to 1185 code for a protein of 371 amino acids.